AGAAAGAAGUUAUACCCUGAGCUGAACCCUAUAUCAACACAUUAAAGUCUCCAGUCUCAUAACUCUUCUUCUCUAGAUAUUUUUCAUCUCCAAUUUUUUCAACUUUCUCAUUUUUGGGAAAUCAUCAAAACAUGACAACCUAUGGAACAAUACCAUCAGGAUCAGGAAGCAUGGAAUUCAUAUCCAGGGCAAAGGAACAGAUUUACUCAGGUCUAGGUACUCGAAGACCAUGGAAACAAAUGUUUCUCUGGGAAGCUUUUGGUGCACCACAUGGUCUCAUGGAAGCAUACUCUCGGAUCAAAACUAACACGGCGUAUUUCCGUAUGAAUUACGCGAUUAUCGUGUUAGUGAUUCUGUUCUUGAGUUUGAUUUUCCACCCAAUAUCUAUGAUCAUAUUCAUAGCUAUUAUUGCUGCCUGGGUGUUUCUGUACUUCUUACGUGACGAACCGUUGAUGAUAUUCGGCAACAUGAUUAAUGAUCGGAUUGUUUUGAUUGUGCUUUCUGUUGUUACGAUAGUUGGGUUGAUGUUUACCGGUGUGAUUCCGAAUGUUUUCACGUCGGUUGCGAUUGGAGCCGUGGUUGUUUUGGCUCAUGGUGCAUUGAGGAAGACUGAUGAUUUGUUUGUUGAUGAUGAAGAAGCUGCUCAUGGGCUGCCUCAUAAACGUCCUUCUUCUUCUUCUUCUGGUUAGAAAAGUUUGUGAUUGUAUUCGAAAUCACUUGAUUGUUUGUCGAUCUUCAAUGAAAUUGUUUCUGUAAGUGUGUAAUUUUGUUGGACAUGAUCAUUUUAAUGAAAGUGUGAAUUGUUUUUUGUCAAUCAAAAUUGGCCUUUUUCUGUCUGGGUUGUUCCAAACGUCUCAUUAGCUAAAUCAAAUACAUUGAUUUUCCA
Papaver somniferum (opium poppy) is the source of this 886-nucleotide messenger RNA. RefSeq names its product PRA1 family protein F2-like. Gene Ontology annotation, biological process: vesicle-mediated transport. The transcript has a single exon. Bases 132 to 689 code for a protein of 185 amino acids. The record is from RefSeq and is a predicted model, not a curated record. NCBI's taxonomy places the organism in Eukaryota, Viridiplantae, Streptophyta, Magnoliopsida, Ranunculales, Papaveraceae. Gene Ontology annotation, cellular component: endoplasmic reticulum; Golgi apparatus.